Vitrella brassicaformis is the source of this 5815-nucleotide messenger RNA. Lineage: Eukaryota; Vitrellaceae. The record is from the annotation of a GenBank genome assembly.
GGAAGAUCUUCCUCGGUGUUCGUUCUCUUUGACGACAGAGAGAGAUUACGCGCUUCGCUGCGUCGUGCUGCGAGUCAUUAAUUUGGCGUUGUGCGAAUCAAUCUCUCUCUUUUUGGGAGAAAGAAGGAUAGAGAGAUGGAGGCCGGCACGUCUGCCGCAUCUCCCUCUGAGCCGCCGUCUGCUGCUGCUGCUGCUGCUGCUGCUGCUGCAUCGAGUCCGGCCCAGAGGGAGAGGGAGAGGGAUACCAUCUCGCUGGAUGAGUUCAGGCGGCUGCAGGUCUGUGAGGGAGUGAGGGAGUGAGGUGCCAACAGACAGACAGACAGACAGACAGACAGACAAUAGGACAGAUCAGCGGAAUGGCAUCCAUCCAUCUCAUCUCUCUCUGUCUGUGUGUCUGUCUGUUUGUCUGUCUGUCGGUGUCUGUCUGUCUGUCUGUGUGAAAUGGUGCAGCAACAACUGCUGGAGCUGAAGGUGGGUUACAGAGUGUGGAGUGUGUGGGUGGUUGGUUGGCAUCUGCUGCGCCUGUGUGUGUGUGUCCAUCAUCAUCAUCUCUCUCUCUCUCUCUUUCUCUUUGUCUGUCUGUGUGUGUGUGUGUGUGUCUGUAUGUUAGGCGGCAAACUAUGCGCUCGAGGAGCGGUGCGUCAAGCUGCAGCAGGAUAAUGUCAGCUUCGGCUCACAAGGUCCAUCACGCCACACACACACACACACACAAGCACACGAACACACACACAUAUGCCGCUCUGUCUGUCUGUCUGUCUGUGUGUGUGUAGCUGGCAAGUUCUUCCACCGCCUGACGCCCAAGAAGCUGCAGCAGCAGCAGCAGCAGCUCUUGCAGAUGGACACUGAGCCAAUGGUCGGUCUGAUGUCUGUCUGUCUGUCUGCACGUCACUGUGUGCGUCUGUGUGUGUGUGUAUGUGUGUGUGUGCGCAGCAGCAAAACGAGUCCUCCCUGCAGGCCGAGAUCUCUUCUCUGCGCGGCCAGCUGAGCUCGCUCAAGACGGUACGGUACACACACACACAGAGAGAGAGAGAGAGAGGUGUCUGUGUGUGUUACGGGUGACUGACCUGCAGGCCUAUGAGCAGGUUGUGUCUGAGAAGGAGAAGAUGGUCGAGCAGGCCGAAGAGCUCUACAAGGUACACACACACACACAAACACACCAGACACACACACACGCACUCUCUCUCUCUGUCUCUCUCUCUCUGUCUUCAGGAGCAGGAGACCGCCCUCCGCACGACCCUCAAGGAGUACUACGAGCAGACUCAAGCCGAAAAGGAGAAGGAGAGAGAGAGGCAGCAGCAGCAGCAGCAGCAGCAGCAUGACGAUGACCAUGAGCAUGAAGCCCCCCCAGCAGCAGCAGCAGCAGCAUCGUUCGACCGCCUGCUGGCAGCCAUCAAGGACAAGUACGGUUGCCCGACUCCACACACACACACACACACACCUCUCUCUCUGUGUGUGGUGUGUAUGUGUAGGGUGACUCCUGAGGCGUUGAAGGCAUUUCUAGACGAGAGAAAGAGAGAGAAACAGUGCACGACUGAGACUGAUACGGCAGAAGGUGCGCUCGCUGACACACACACAUGCAGUCCAUCCAUCCCUCUCUGUGUGUGUCUGUGUGUGUGUGGACAGAGGCGUCAGAGGAAGAAUCCGCACCGCCAGCCACAGUCACAGACACACAAGAAGGUCUGCACCCACACCCACACACACAGGCAAACACACACACGGGCGUGAUUCUGUGUGUGUGUGCAGAAGAUACUGUGUCUUGGGUGUUGGAGGGUCUCUACGCCCUGCUGACUGAGCACUUGCAGACAGAGAUGCAGCAGACAGAGAGAGAGGCCCCACAGCCACCACAGCUCCAUCCAGCGAGAGCUUCCACCGACACCACUCUGCAGGCACCUACACACACGACAAGCGACACACGAAUGCCUCAGCCCCCUCUCUCUCUGUCUGUGUCUCUGUCUGUGUGUGUGCAGAUGAGCGAGUCGGAGGGCGGUGGUGUGUCCGAUGAGGCCUCGGAGACGCAAAAGCGGUUUUUGACGAAGAUUCAGAGGCAGCAGGUACACACACACACACACAGAGAGAGAGAGAGAGAGGGAGAAAGGGAGAGGGAGAGUGGCUUCCCUGCCAGCAAACCACGCGCGCGCACACACACAAAUGUGUGUAUGUGUGUGUGUGUGUGUCCGUAGAUGGAGCUCGACACACUGAGGGAGACCGUCGACCGCCAGACGCUCCAAAUCCAGCAGUGAGUCCACAGCCCCCACACACCGCACACACACGUCCAUCCCUUCCUCCAUCCAUCCCUCUCCCUCUCUGUGUGUGUGACACACACACGACCAGGUUGACCAUGCAAGUCACCGAGUACAAGACAAGCGAGGGCCACAAUGUCGCCCAGAAGGUGCGCAGACACACACACACACAGAGACAGAAAGAGAGAGAGUGUGUGUGUGUGUGUAGUUGGAGGAUCUCCGCACGCGCGAGGCGGCUUUGGAGAAGCAGAGAACGAUGCUCAUGCAGAGACUAGGUGGGUAGAGGUGUGUUGUCCAUGUGUGUCUCGACUGCACUAUCUCUCUCUCUCUCUCUUUCUCUCUCUCUCUCUCUCUCUGUCUGUGUGUGUGUGUGUGGUUGGGUGCAGAGGAGCAGUCCUCUGCAGCCAAGCAGGCCUACGAGAUGAAGUGCGCCAUCCAGGUGGGUGACCCUUCUCCCCCAACACACACAGCCACACACUCCGCUAUUGAAUGGGUGUGUGUCAACGAACCAACAGGACCUGGCGCAGCGGCUGAAGGAGCGGGAGACGCAAAACACGGUGAGGUCGCUGACAACACCCACACCCACAGAGAGAGAGAGAGAGAUGCAGACACAUCACACAUAUGCCUUCUUUGCUGGCUCUCUCUCCGUGUCUCUUUAUGUCUGUGUGGUUUGUGCAGCAACUGCGUGACGAGCUGCUGGCCUUGCGGGCCGAGCAGAGCCGAAUGCGGGAGGAACAGAUUCUCCAACACGUACACACGCCCCUCACACACACACAGCCACAGCCACACACAGCUUCCCAAGUCUGUCUGUGUGUGUGUAUGUAUGUGUGUGGGUGUUGUCAUUCACAGCAAGAGCCGCGGCAACCACCAGCAGCAGCAGCAGCAGCAGGAGGGGAGCGCUCUCCCUCUGCGAGCGACACGUCUAUCGACCAACAGGUGAGGCACACACACACACACACACACAGAGAUAGGGACACAGAGAGAGAGGGAGAGACGACGAACGUCAACACAUCCCUCCAUCGCGUCAUGAUGGGUGGAUGCGUCGCAUUGCAGGCAGUCGGCCCCUCUGACUUGAGCGACAUGGACAUCAGUGUGCAGGAGGUAUGUGCCCCCCCACCCCAACACACACACAGACACAGAGAGAGAUAGAGAGAUGUGUGUGCCUGUAGAGCCUGUCCGGUGGCGAGGAGAGAGAGAGGAGUCAGAGGGAGAGGGAGGAGCCGCUGUCGCCGUCGCCAGCUGCACUCGCACCACCACCACCGCCACCACCACCGCCACCCACUGACUCUGUCGAAGCUGCAGUAGCCCCCCCACUCACAGAGAGAGGGAGAGAGAGGGAGAGGGAGGGGGGUCUGUGCGUCUGUGUGUCUGUGUGUCAGCUGCGUCUCGAGCUGGAUGAGCUCAAGAUCGAGAAGGCCAUCAGCGAACGGAGAGCAAGGCAAGCCACACACCCUCCCUCCCUCCGUCCAUCGCUCUCGCGCUCUCUCUCUCUCUCUGUGUGUGUGUGUUGGGUGCUGCAGGCAGGAGCUGAAAGAGAUGAAGGCGCUGCUCAAGACGGAGAGGGACCUCAAGAACAGAGUAACCUCUCACACACACGCACUCAGAGAGAGAGCACCCAACUGCCGACAAACAGAUCAACAGACACACACCAUCCCUCCGCCGCCCAUUUCUCUAUCUCUCUCUCUCUCUGCAGGCCGACCGCGAGUGCCAGCGUCUGUUGGCGCAGGCGAUGGACAGCCAGCUGCACUUCCAGUUCACCGACGAAGACAUCGACGAGGAUGAAGAUGCAGCGGCACACGGGGAGAGGGGAAAUGGCACACACGCAGAGAAACGGUGCGCACACACAGAGAGAGAGAAAGAGACAGACACAGAGAUAUUCGCGACGAAGAGCCCAUCCCUCUCUCCCUCUCUCUCUCUCUCUCUCUGUGUGUGUGUGUGUGUGUGUGUAGGGACGAGCGCCCAGACCACCGCGACCACCACACUGCCGGCGAGCCGUCAUCAAGCAGCAGCAGCAGCAGCAGCACACAAGGGGCGAGUGCCUUCCAGAUCACCAAACUGCAGAAACUGCAAAAGGUGCUCAUUACAUCAAGACAGACACCCCCCACUCUCUCUCUCUCUCCGUGUGUGUGUGUAUGUGUGUGUGUGGUUGGUGUGUAGGAGAAAGAGAUUCUGCGGACCCGUGUUGCGGAGCUGGAGAGCCUCACAAACGGUGAGAGAGUGAGUGUCUCUGCGCGCAUCCCUCUUAUGUCUUGUGUAUUGUCCGCAGGGCUUAUGGACGACCUGGCAAAGCUGCAGGACAGCGAAAAUGCCCUCAAGGUCGACCUGUUUCUCACCCACUCCGCCCACACCCACACCCACACACAUCCCUCCCUCAUUUCUCUCUGUCUCUCUCUCCCUCUGUCUGUCUCUGUGUGUGCAGAUGGACCUCAAGGGCAAGAGCGAGAUCAUCGCACACCUCCUCAAGAAAUACGCCCUCGCACACGAAGGCAAGACAGCCCCACGCCCCUCCACCACACCCCUUUCCCCCAACACACACCUGUCUGUCUGUCUGUCUGUCGCACGCGCAGAGAGCUUUCGCGCGCCGCCCACCAGUGGGCGCAACAUCGGCAGCCUGUUCAACCGAAACAAGGUACCCACACCCACACACACACAGACACACAUACAGAGAGAGAGAGAGAGAUAUAGAAGGUGCCUCUCUCUCCCCCCCCCCCCUCUCUCUCUGUGUGUCGAUGGAUCAGGGCGCGUAUCGCUCCCUGAAGCCGGCAGAGAUGGAGCGCAUCAUGGAGGAGACCCUCCUCGACAACAUACGGCUGCGGACAGACCUCCAAACCAUUGGCGACGAGUUCAGGUCGGCACGGGUGCGUUGUUUGUGUGGGUGGAUGUGUGUGUGGCGGGGGCAUUCCUGUCCUGUGAAUGGGUGGUUUAGGCGUCAGCUGGGCCAUGGGCAUCACCAUCUGAUGCCGUCAAGCUCAUCAGCAGCGCCCCCUCCCCCUCCCCCACCACCGCCACCUCUCUCAGUGGCAACCACACACACGUAGGCACCCAAUAGACACACACACACACACACACACAUCGACGGAUCCCUCUCCCUCUCUCUCUCUCUGUGUGCGUCUGUGUGUGUGGGAUUCAGGGGUGACCACCAUGACCACAUUGAUUCUGAGACGCCCCUUCACGAGGAAACGGUGCUGUUUGACGCCCAGCACAGCCACACCCACCCCCACACACCAGCAGCCACAACACCCAACGCAGCCGCAGCCACAGAGAGGGGGGAGGGGGAUGGGGAGGGGGAGGGGGAGGGGGACGACCGAGAGCAAGAUGGAGAGCUCAGCUAGAUGGGCGUGUGUGUCUGUGUGUCUGUCUGUCUGUCUGUCUGUGGUGUGUUUGUCGGUUGCGGGCACCACCAUUUGUGUGUGCGCGUCUGUCUGUCUGUAUGUGUGUAUGUGUGUGUGUGUGUGAGGUGGGUAAGAGGUGACCCUUGCUGUCUGGGAGUGUGUGUUGUACUCUUGUUAGCUGGUGUGAUGUGUGAGUAUCCAAACACGGAGAUCUCGCCAUUUGAUUGAUGCUGAGGCGUGUCA